AACUCGUAAAAUUGAAAGUCGCUUUUAUCAUUUAAAAAUACGAGACAAUUUAUUUUCUUUUAAUAACAAAAAGUCAGUUUACGAUACAAUGUUGAUUCCUAAAUACCCCAAUUUUAAAAACCAAUUCUCAGCUGAGAUUGUUCACUUGGAAAACUUCAAUUCGAUUUUUGUGCGUGAGAAAGAUGAACAGAUCAUUGGAAGACAAAAAAUUCUUCAAUCGGCCAUGCAGAGCUUCUUUAGCAUGGAAUCAAAUAUAAAAAAUAUUAAAGAAAUAGUGAUCCACAGUUAUGCUGCCAUUUUCGUUGGCGGUGCCUGGCGACGUUGUCAGAUUAUGAGAAAACUAGCGAGUAAAGUUAAUAUCUUCACUUUGGAUACCGGAAAAAUGUGUAACGUCAAAUCGGAUAAAUUGAAAGAAUUACCUGAAGAUUUCCUCAAAGAACCUCAAGGAGUUGCCGAAUGUUUUCUUGCAGAUAUUAAAGCAAAAAAAGAAUAUGCUCACCAUUUUCCCUUACGGACAAUCGAAGAGUUUAAAAAACUUUUAAUGGAUCAGAAACUUGAUGUGGAAGUUUUAGUUAAAAAAUCAAAUUUAUCCAAUAAUAAGAUUCCUAUCAUCAUCUUUGUUAAGCCUGGAAAUGGUAGAACUAUUAAUAUUAAUGCUCUAUUGGUUACAAAAUUUAAGGCUGCUGACUCUACCGGACCUGGAAGUUUGGGAAUUUUUGAAGGCAUUGACUUGAAAGAUUUGAAAGAAUCUAAAAUGAAAAAUGAAGAAAAAGUUUCAGAGGAAAGAUUCUACGUUAAAAUCAAAUAUGUGGUUGAUCCUGGAGAGUUUUAUGCUACGUUCACUGAAAAAAAUCUUCCUGAACAUCUGAAAGAAAAUAAAUUUUCUGAGGUUGUCAAAAUGCAUUUGGCUUAUGCUAAUCCAGUUUGUGCAAAAUCUUGGGCACCACCAUCAAUCACAGCUUUCAAGCACACGGUUCAUUGUUUUAAAAAUCACAAAAUUUGUGUGGUUGGUGAAAGCAAUGAGUGUGGAAGUCUUCCAGUUAUUCUAUGGGGAUUUGAAACUCAUCAUGUUGUAACAACGAUUCAAGAGAAAUUCUUUAACAUAACAGAAUUUUUAGCUUAUCAAGGAUACAUUCGCUAUUUAAAAGAGAAUCAGUUGAAAAAUGUUCAAAGCAAUGACGAACCAAAACGUAUAAAAUCGUGGACUCAACCGAAAACUCAUGAAGUUGGAGACAAAUUGAAAGGUUCUUCAACUCAUGUCGACGACAAUGGAACCAUAUUCGUUGUUGACAAUAAGUCUUUAAAGGAAGUCAUGAACUUACUUGAAAGUGCUUAUUCAACAAAGUCUCAAGAAUCAAAAACUAUUUUGUUGGAAAUUGGACAACCAGUGGUAGUGAAGGAUCCAAUUACAGCUAAAUAUCAUCGUGGAAUCAUUGAAUCAAAACAUGAAUUGGAAGAUAUCUUCGAAGUUUAUCUUGUGGAUUAUGGAUUCAAUGAAUGUGUUCAACGACAAGAUAUAUUUCCUGUUAAGAUUGCAUCAAACAUCCCAAUGCUAGCGAGAAAAUAUCGACUAGCUCGCAUUAUUCUUUUAAAUGAUGACAAAUAUAAAAAGUUGAUCGGUGCAAAUUUCAUUUACAAAAAAGUUACUAACAAACAACUUGAACUUGAGGUUAAACAUGUUGAUGAUGAUGUUUAUGAAUGUGAGUUAAAAAUAUUAAUGCGAGAGGGUUAUGAGAUAGAACAAAAUUUAGUAACAAAGAAGUUAGCUCGAUGGCGAGAAGCAUCUGAGCAAUGGCCGAAAGAAAAAAAGAAAUUUGAAGAAGAACUCGAUUUGUCAAAUGUCGAAAAGAUGACAAAAUUCGUUGAAGAAAUGCAAGAGAAGAAGUUUGCAGAUGAGUUUAAGAUGUUUCGACUUCCUUUGUCGGUUGACGUUUCAGUGGAAGAAAUGCGAGAAUUUCUGAUUCAAUGCAAUGAAGAUUCAUGUUUUCAUCAUGAUCGACAUUUGAUUUCUAAUCUAACGCUUCAAUAUCCAACAACUGAAGAAAAUCUUACAGAAUUCUUUUACAAGAAAAAGAAAUUGAAACCAAAGCGACGAAAAUUUCACAUCAUGCAUUCAAUUCAUACAGAACAAAACAUCAAAUAUUUCGAUUUGGUAGCUAACGAAAUCAGUGAAUUUCAUUUCAUUUUUAUCGAAACUAUUGAUUCCAUCACAUUUCAUGUCUUCCCGCUUAUUGAUGAAUUGAAAAUUCAAAUGGAAAAGAUGGAGGAUGAGUUGAAGCAAAUAUUUGAUAAAUUCAUAAAAUUAGAGCAGAAACUGAAAGAAAAUUCAUCGAAGCAUGAAUCGAAUGCUGUAUCAGAAACAAUUGAGCAAUUUCUUUUGAAUAAGCUUCUUGAAAGAUUUCAUUGCUUUUGUGAUAUGACUGGAAAGUUGUGCUUGAUAAAAACGUUGAAAGAAUUCAAGCGUGGAAAAAUUUUGAACUCGCCAUCAAGCAAAGAUAUUGUCAAAGUCUUCCUCAUGGAUGAAGCAAAGAUUGAAGACAUUAAAAUCAGUUCUCUAUUCAAAAUGCCUUUAAAAUUCCUGAAAUAUCCCAGAAAAACUCUCGUAUGUAAACUUGCUGACGUUGAAUUGAGUUCAAAUGGUUUACAUCAUGAAAAUCCUAGGAAAUUGCUAUCAAAUUUAGAGGAAGGAGUUUCUCAACUUAAAGCGACUGUCGUUAGUCAUGACAUGAAUUUCUAUCCAAUUGUUCGACUCAUAUCAGAAGAUGUAAAGCAGCUUAGCAAUCAUGUACAAUUCAAAACAAAAAAGCUUUCCUUCAAAAGUUUAAUGUCAAGUAAAUAAAUAUGGAAACGAAUUUCGUCAGUUGUCGAGAUUUUCCUUCUCAAUAACUUUGCUUAAUAAAAAAACAAAAAAAAAGAGACAAGGAAAACAGUUCGUGAGACUUCACUUUCAGAUUUCCAUCAUGAAAACAGUGAAAAAUCCUCAAGUGAUCUCUUUUAUGCAUCAAAUCUCGAGAAAAUGUGAUGUCAAGAGUGUGCUUUUU
Clunio marinus is the source of this 3041-nucleotide messenger RNA. NCBI's taxonomy places the organism in Eukaryota, Metazoa, Arthropoda, Insecta, Diptera, Chironomidae. The record is from the annotation of a GenBank genome assembly.